This is a messenger RNA of Daldinia decipiens, 1733 nucleotides long. Its product is annotated as glycoside hydrolase family 28 protein. Gene Ontology annotation, molecular function: polygalacturonase activity. NCBI's taxonomy places the organism in Eukaryota, Fungi, Ascomycota, Sordariomycetes, Xylariales, Hypoxylaceae. Gene Ontology annotation, biological process: carbohydrate metabolic process. The coding region runs from base 207 to 1580 and encodes 457 amino acids. The record is from RefSeq and is a predicted model, not a curated record. The transcript is spliced from 7 exons.
UCUUGGUCCGGCAUCUUGGCCUCGUGCCGUUUCGAGCCCGAACGUGUAAACCUUCCAACUUUUGUGUUAGACAUCUCUGACCUAGAAAUAUGUAAAUACCACCUCUAAGCUUUCUUUCCUUUGUUAGACACUGGGUAGAUAGACGCUCGUAGCUUGCGCUAUCGGACAAACAGCUUUCGACGAGUUGCUCCUGUAGCAUUUCGAAGAUGCAGCUCAACCCGGUGAGCUUGCUUGUAGCUGCGCUUACUCUUCUCUCCCCAGCACUUGCGACGGGACACUCCAAGAUCCCAUCCCGUCCCAAUGUCGUACCAGGUCCUUAUAACGCCGGCAGAGCCAUGCCACGCUCGCCUCCGCGUGAGGAAGGGCGGUACUGCCAUGUAAAGCAAGGAUGUAGCACGAGGCGCGACGAUGCACCGCAUAUACUGCAAGCCCUGCAGGAAUGCAACGACGGUGGCACCGCGGUAUUCGACAAGUCGUAUCAAAUCGGCUCGCCGCUGGAUCUUAAUUUUCUCAAGCACAUCGAUAUUGCCAUCACCGGCUCCAUCGCUUUCGACGACUCUGACGUAUACUACUGGCAGAACAACAGCUUCAAGUACGAGUUCCAGAACCAGAGCGUGUUUUGGAAGCUCGGUGGAGAGGACGUCAAUAUAUACGGCGAUCUAACUCUGGAGGAGGGCAAGAGUGUCAUUGAUGGGAAGGGCCAGGCGUAUUGGGAAGAGUUGCAGACUAAUAAGGCUUUGUAUCGGCCUAUGCUCUUUGCCUUCGACGGCAUGAAGGGGGCCACCAUGUCGAAUCUGCGGAUGCGCAACCCGCCAAACUGGUUUAAUAUCAUUGCGAAUAGUUCCGACAUCGUCGUUAGCAACAUGGAUCUUCGCGCAGAGUCUCUCAACGGUGUGGAGAUUGCCAACUCGGAUGGCUGGGACACCUACCGUUCUGACCGAGUAGUGAUACAAGAUUCUUUUAUUCGAAACACUGAUGACUGCGUGUCCUUCAAACCAAACAGCACCAACGUUGUCAUCCAAAACUUAGAGUGUAUCGGCUCGCAUGGUAUUAGCAUUGGUUCCAUCGGCCAAUACGUGGGCCAAACGGACAUAGUUGAAAACCUGCACAUAUACAACAUCUCUAUGACCAAUGCUAGCGAUUUUGCGAGAAUAAAGGUGUGGCCUGGCGCUCAGACUAACUUCCAGACUCAUCUCGUCGGCGGUGGAGGAUCCGGCUACGUCAGGAAUGUCACUUAUGACCUCCUCCAUAGCAUUAAUAACGACAGGGCUAUCACUAUCACGCAGUGUUACGGACAGAGCAACAAGACAUUAUGUAAUGAGUUCCCGGCCAACUUAACUAUCGAAGACGUGACCAUGAAGAAUAUAUACGGAACGACGUCCACGAAGUUGGACCCGCAAGCAGGCUCGCUCGUAUGCAGCGCACCAGACCGGUGUAGCAAUAUCAAAAUCGAAAAUAUUACGGUCACGGUCCCUAGCGGAGAGUCUCCUGUUUACGAGUGUAGGAAUAUGGACAACGGCUUGCUACAACUAACUUGCGUUGCGGAGUCCGAAGAAGACCGGGAUACCAAGCAAGGUUAAGGGGUGCAUCCUGUCGUAUGUUUGAAUAAAUAAUGAAUAAGAGGAUAUAUUUCUAUAGUGUUGAUGAGAAGGAGAGCAAGCAUAAACCAGCCUGUUCUUGUAUGCAAAUUAUAUAUAUUGAUAAGACUAUAAUGUAAAUAAACUCAUUGCAAC